AUGGCCAACCUAGCGUCGACGUAUAGGAACCAGGGCCGAUGGGAGGAGGCGGAGCAUCUUGACGUGCAGGUCAUGGAGACUCGCAAGAUGAAGCUCGGCGUGGAUCAUCCUUCCACGCUGACGAGUAUGGCCAACCUAGCGUCGACGUAUAGGAACCAGGGCCGAUGGGAGGAGGCGGAGCAUCUUGACGUGCAGGUCAUGGAAAUGAGCAAGACGAAGCUCGGCGUGGACCAUCCUCACAUGCUGACGAGCAUGGCCAACCUAGCGUCGACGUAUAGGAACCAGAGCCGAUGGGAGGAGGCGGAGCAUCUUGACGUGCAGGUUAUGGAAAUGAGCAAGACGAAGCUCGGCGUGGAUCAUCCUCACACGCUGACGAGUAUGGCCAACCUAUCGUCGACCUUUUGGAACCAGGGCCGAUGGGAGGAGGCGGAGCAUCUUGACAUGCAGGCCAUGGAGACUCGCAAGACCAAGCUCGGCGUGGACCAUCCUCACACGCUGACGAGCAUGGCCAACCUAGCGUCGACGUAUAGGAACCAGGGCCGAUGGGAGGAGGCAGAGCAGCUCGAGAUGCAGGUUAUGGAGACUCGCAAGACGAAGCUCGGCGUGGAUCAUCCUUCCACGCUGACGAGUAUGGAAAACCUCGCUUUCACCUGGAAAUCUUCAGGUCAUAAUACCAGAGCCCUCAAAUUACUACGCGAUUGCCUGGCAAAGCAGAAGCAAAUACUUGGCCCCAAUCACCACCACACCUUAUCUAAUUCUGAAACCUUGCUGGAAUGGGAAACGGAGGAGUUGGGUUUCACUACAUAG
Molecule: messenger RNA, 807 nt
Organism: Penicillium argentinense
Lineage: Eukaryota; Fungi; Ascomycota; Eurotiomycetes; Eurotiales; Aspergillaceae
Exons: 1
Coding region: 1-807 (268 amino acids)
Cellular component (GO): kinesin complex
Molecular function (GO): protein binding
Source: RefSeq, a predicted model, not a curated record